Messenger RNA from Haemonchus placei, 825 nucleotides. NCBI's taxonomy places the organism in Eukaryota, Metazoa, Nematoda, Chromadorea, Rhabditida, Trichostrongylidae. The record is from the annotation of a GenBank genome assembly.
AUGGGCUCGUUACCACCAGCAUUACUUGCCCGUCUUCAAAAGCGUGGAAUUGUUAAAGCUACGAAUGAGGAAGUCAUUGCUGAAAGUUACGACUCUGCUGAUGCGAAGGAGAAAAAAGCUGUCGAGACCAACUCUUCCGGUGCUCCAGGAUGUCCAAAUAAGUACAACCCAUAUCAUAUAUGUACGGAGUACUGCUAUGAUCACUGGCGCGAAGGCACUCCAGAAAACAGACUUUCUGAAGCCUAUUUGCGGAAAAGGCGUCGAAUGCUCGCAAAGUUCCCUCUUCCGGAACCAUGGGUAGAGGUAUACGACGCAGGAGUUGCAAGGCACUACUACUGGAAUCAAGAUACCGAUGAGGUUUGCUGGGUUUCCCCUCGGCACCCGAUUGCAGUCAUAGGAGAAGCUGCCCCGCGACUUGCCAGGGAACUAAAGGAAAGAAUGGAAGGGACUGCUCAAAUAGAUACUCAGGUCUUUUUUAACGUUUUUUUUCAUUCCAGUUAUAAUUCAUUUUCGCACUUGUCUUUUCACUCUUUAUUAUAUGCUCUUUAUUCAGAAUCAAUCACGAUGAUUUUGAGUUGCUCCGGUAUCAAAUAUACAUUUCUUUGUCAAUAUGAAACUUCAGAGCGAGCACGACGCAAGGGUAUUGAUCCUAUGGAUCCUGCAGCUUAUGGAGACGUGCCUGUUGGGAAAUGGUCUUCUGGACUUCACGCCCAUGACAGAACAGGUGCCGAUGUCACUGCAGGUGGUCCACUCUUCCAACAAAGACCUUAUCCUGCUCCUGGUGCCAUUCUAAGGGCGCAGAAGAAAAAAGACGAUGAUGACUAG